ACGACCUUGGCGGUAAAACAAUCUACUAUUUUCGACUGAAUUGUGGGUGUUGUUUGGGAUGUAUGACAGUGAAUGUAGCGUUCUUCCAGUACAAAUACACGUGUAAGAUGAACCUAAUUUCCGCAUGAAAUUAAUACGUUCUGGCAUUCGAAACUAGAAGUUGAUAAAGUAAAGUUUCAAUCGUUAUUUCAAACCUAAGACCUUUCCAGCCAACAAUAGGAAACUAAUCGUUACUUGGGAUUUCUGUUUGAGUUUUCCAGGGUAUGUCAUAAAUACGAAAGGAUACAGUUCUAUGAUUACAGAAGAUGCUUAUGAGUAAAGUGAUAUUUAUCUGGACAAGCUGUUGCGCGUUUCUGUUCUUGUUGAUUUUAAAACUUGAUGAAAUCGUUUCUUGGAAUUGGUUCAUCAUAUUCAUACCAAUGUGGUCUUUUGAUUUUAUGUUAUUCAUUACCUCAAUACUAUAUAUGUCACGAAAAUUUACCCAUAUAAUUGGUCAACAUAACGUUGAAGGUAGAUUUAAUCAGACUCUGACAUUGAGUUUUAUCUUAUGGAAGUCAAUUGCACAGAUUAUUCUCUGCCUAUCCCUGGAAGGCUAUUUAACGACUUUGUUAGACAGCUUUUCUCAGUCGAACGUUAUUAACCAGACUACAACUAGCAAUCAAACCGGUAAUUCAACCGCCGUUAAAACCCGUCUGAUUUAUGCAGUAUUUCCUAUAUGGACUACAAUGGUUGUAUGUUUAUUAAUAGUGUGCACUCAAAUCGUAAAUCCACGUUUAACUGGAAUUUGGUCAUUUUGUUCAAAUAAUCAACCAUUUGAUGGCCAUCCUGAAAGACGAAAACAACAAAAGACCAACGUUUUAAGGCGUUUUGUAACGAAUUGAAAAGUUGUCGGUUGAUAAUGUUAUGUAUUUGUCACUGUUUAUAUGUGUACUAUUCCUUUGUGAAUAAAAGUGAGAUUUGUUUA
Messenger RNA from Schistosoma curassoni, 964 nucleotides. The record is from the annotation of a GenBank genome assembly. Lineage: Eukaryota; Metazoa; Platyhelminthes; Trematoda; Strigeidida; Schistosomatidae.